Molecule: messenger RNA, 3496 nt
Organism: Scophthalmus maximus (turbot)
Lineage: Eukaryota; Metazoa; Chordata; Actinopteri; Pleuronectiformes; Scophthalmidae
Gene: arl4ca
Product: ADP-ribosylation factor-like 4Ca
Exons: 1
Coding region: 459-1043 (194 amino acids)
Biological process (GO): endocytic recycling; intracellular protein transport
Cellular component (GO): cytoplasm
Molecular function (GO): GTP binding; GTPase activity
Source: RefSeq, a predicted model, not a curated record
AGAGAGAGAGAGGAGAGAGAGAGAGAGAGAGAGAGAGGUGUGUGUGUUGGUACUUGAGAUACUACGCACUUUGACACAGACACACACAGACCCAUAGACACGAUGUGAGAUUCGGCCGCGCGUAAUUUACGCAUUUGGAGAGCGGUGCGCACUGUUAACGCGUCGCCUUGUUGUGCGGUGACUUGUCUGUUUCUGGACGCCUGAUGCCGUUGGAGUGAGUCCAGGGAUGCUGCGGCUUGUCUGGCUGCCAGAGUGCCGCCGCGCAACGUGGGGCUGCGUCCGCCACAUCUGAUGAACCGGGUGAGGCGCGGAUCAGGCGUUUUCUCCGAACAUGAUCUGACUGUCAUCGGGGGGGAAUAACCCACCAUGCAUCACUCGGGGGGCAUUUAAGCAUCUCCUGCGGUGAUAUCGCUCGCUACGGGGACGGUGGGAGUGCACCCGCUUCCCCAGCCUGCAGGAUGGGUAAUAGUUUCUCCAAUUUGGCUGCCUUCCAGUCUUUGCACAUAGUCAUGCUCGGGCUGGACUCCGCGGGCAAAACCACCGUGCUGUAUCGGCUGAAAUUCAACGAGUUCGUCAACACGGUGCCCACCAUCGGCUUCAACACGGAGAGGAUCCGGCUGGGCGGCGCGGGGGCCUCCCGGGGCAUCAGCUGCCACUUCUGGGACGUCGGUGGCCAGGAGAAGCUGCGGCCCCUGUGGAAGCCCUACAGCCGCUGCACGGACGGCAUCGUGUACGUGGUGGACUCCGUGGACGCCGAGCGGCUGGAGGAGGCCCGGACUGAGCUGCACAAGAUCACCCGCUUCUCGGAGAACCAGGGGACCCCGCUGCUGGUCAUCGCCAACAAGCAGGACCUGCCGCGGGCGCUGGAUGUCGGGGAGAUCGAGAGGCAGCUGGCCCUGGCCGAGCUGAGCCCCUCCACCCCGUACCACGUCCAGCCGGCCUGCGCCAUCAUAGGAGAGGGGCUGGACGAGGGCAUGGACAAGCUGUACGAGAUGAUUGUGAAGAGGAGGAAGUCACUGAAGCAGAAGAAGAAGAGACAGUGAUGUCAGAUUUUGGCUGGAGGGUUAUAAUUUAAAUAUCAUAUGGAUAGCAAUAUUUUUUUAAAAGUGAUAGCCAUGUAGCAAAAGAGCAUAAAUAUCAUUACCGAACAGCAGAAACAUUGCAAAUCUCUAUACAUGAUGGGAAAAUAUAAAUAUAUAUAUAUAUAUAGUGAUGCCACAUGAGCUAAACUCAUUCACAUCCAUACAGUAUGUCCCACUAGGAAUGUUAAAGAGGAGAUAGUUCAGAUGAUCUUGUGACAUUGUCAAAUAUGAUACAAUUUCUCAAAACUAAUCAGAACAAAAAUAAUUGAUGGGAAAAGUAUUGAUGAUGAUGAUACACCUUCUUCACAGAGAGAGAGAGAGGGAGAGGGAGAGAGAGAGAUGAACUGUGGCACUGUGUGUUGGUAAGUCCCAGAGUGGGGGAUAUGAAUAGGACUGCUUCGUGACGGAUGUGUUCCAUGAGCUAUAAAAGUGUGUGGAUGCUGGCAGAGUGCCCUGUUGCUGCCGUUUUGUGCUGUGCACAAGAUGUGAGUCAGUUGUAAAAUGUGAUUAGGUAUGCACUGAUGCACAGGCCAGCAUUUAGAGCCAUGAGACGGUGCGACGCCAGAGACGACCCUCAUGAGAAGACACACAACUCUUUCCCCCUGCUCCUCCAUCCUCCGGUGUUUUGUAGUUUACAGCCCUCCCUCCCACUUUGAGAUGAACACAUAAAUCCCAAAAGAAUGAAUGAGACCCCGUCCAUGAAUCUUCUUUAAGGUUCCGGAAGAUGCUAAGUAGUCAACAUCAAGGUCACCGAGGAAUAUCUUUAUGUGUUCUAUUUUGCACUUGACAUAAUUAUAUGGAGCAUAAAUUCUCUCCAGAGAGAAAUGAGCAACAUGGCAGCAAUUUAAGAGAAUUCUCCAACUGACCCAUGUCAUUUUCUGAGUGUGUGUCUUUCCCAGAGAGAAACCCUCUUAGCUUACACCCUUCACCUCUGCGAACAGCUGAUUUGGUCUCUGCAGAUCACAGCAGAUGUCUGCUUCACACUGGAAAUUGGCCGUUUUAUCACGGCUUCCUCGGAUUCGUUUGAACUCUUCUCACAGUUGCGCCCUUGAUUUAUGGCAUGAUUUCGGCUAUACGCUCAUCCGUGGUGCAGCAUUGCCACCUUUCUUCCAUGCACAAGAAAAAUAGUUGCUUGCAAAAGUUGCCAUGUGUUAUUUGUUAUUUUACAGCGGGAUAAGUUUGCUUAUAGGAUCUGCAAAUCAUCUCCAACUGCCCUCAUUUUAUGCCAAACACUUGUAGUGAACCAUUUUUUUAGUGGCCAGAAACGAAUGAUAUAUUUGUUGCGAGUGGCUUUUUAUGGCCAGCGAUUCAAAACACUGAUAAAUGCUGGAUUCUUGAUGGGAUUUUUUAAACAAUCCAACAUAUUGAAUUUAGAACUACAGAAUCCUGGACUUAUUUUCAUCAUUUGCUUUUAGAAUUCAGCGACCUUUCACAGGAUCGAGAAAAAAAUGCCAAUUACAAGUGUCCAGAGUCCAGAGGUGACUCUUCAGAAACAAUUUUCUUGAUUUACUUUUCCUCCUGACAACUUAUAACAGCACUCUUUGUAGUCGUCAGCAAAAAGGUAGAACAGAAAAGCGGAACAUAUGAGAUGCAGCCAUGGAUAUAAUCUGAUUCGGUCUAAUGUCCGUCACAUGACCUCCCGACAAGGUCACCGUUCGUGCUGUUCUGAAAAGAGAAAUGUUUUUUUUCUCCUCGUGUACCAGCUGUUCGUCAGAGUUGUUGAGAACGUGUUAUGAGUGCGUCCCACGCUGUUGUCGACCUGCUGGCAGAGGCGAGGAGCCAAGUGUCUUCCUGUAAUGACGGUGUAGUGAAACCGAACCCAACAGGCUGGAACCUGUUAAGCUGCUUGUAAAAAAAAAAGAUAAACCAAAACAUGCUAUGUCUGGGAGUUCAACUCGCACCAUAGUUCCUAUGAAGUUCCUGCGAUAAGCAGUUUGUCUCUAAUCUGGACUGUUGAACGUCUCAAAUGGAUCGUAGUCUCAUGCUAUGUUCACGUCAAAAGAGGACAUCGUACGGAUCUUAUUGCUGCAGCUUGAUGUCCAAAAAAACAAUAUUAACUUCAAACCACAGACUGCAGCAUGUUGCUCCAUUUUUAAGUAGUCGAUUGUAUUAUGAAGGUGAUUUGAUCAUUAUUAUUAAUAUCUUGAAAUGCAAAAUGCACCAGGAGGCAGACAUGAAUGUUAUUUAUUCAAAACAUCACGUUGCUGGCAUAAAUCCGACGUGGACGUGGCGUUCCUCCUCCGCUGAUCAGUCGAGCUGCGUUCAACAUUGCAUGACAGCCACUAUUUCAGACAAUGAAAAUUAUACAGUAUAGUGUUACAGCCAAGAUACAGCAAGACCAAACAAUGUGUUACGUGCCAAAAUGGGAGAAAAAAUAAGUAUUUUUGGGAUUAAACUCUUUGUAAUGGAAUGUG